Hyaena hyaena (striped hyena) is the source of this 648-nucleotide messenger RNA. Its product is annotated as proton myo-inositol cotransporter-like. The coding region runs from base 1 to 648 and encodes 215 amino acids. Gene Ontology annotation, cellular component: membrane. Gene Ontology annotation, biological process: transmembrane transport. The transcript has a single exon. Lineage: Eukaryota; Metazoa; Chordata; Mammalia; Carnivora; Hyaenidae. Gene Ontology annotation, molecular function: myo-inositol:proton symporter activity. The record is from RefSeq and is a predicted model, not a curated record.
AUGGGCGAGCGGCGCAGGAAGCAGCAGGAGCCGGACGCGGCGAGCGCCGCCGGGGAGCGCAGCCUCCUGGCGGCCGCCGAGUCGAGCGCCAGCCUGCAGGGCGCGGGCGGCGGCGGCGGCGGCGUCGGGGACCUGGAGCGCGCGGCGCGGCGGCAGUUCCAGCAGGACGAGACGCCCGCCUUCGUGUACGUGGUGGCCGUCUUCUCGGCGCUGGGCGGCUUCCUGUUCGGCUACGACACCGGCGUGGUGUCGGGGGCCAUGCUGCUGCUCAAGCGGCAGCUCAGCCUGGACGCGCUGUGGCAGGAGCUGCUGGUGUCCAGCACGGUGGGGGCGGCCGCCGUCUCGGCGCUGGCCGGCGGGGCCGUCAACGGCGCCUUCGGCCGCCGCGCCGCCAUCCUGCUGGCCAGUGCCCUCUUCACGGCCGGCUCCGCGGUGCUGGCCGCGGCCGGCAACAAGGAGACGCUGCUCGCCGGCCGCCUGGUCGUGGGGCUCGGCAUCGGUGAGUUCCCUCCCCUGGGAGGACGCCCUUGGCCGUGGCCGCUGCGUUCCUUUUUGCCUCCGCGGGGGUCCCCGUCGGGGCUUGCCGGACCCGGGAAUCCUCUUCUCUUGCUCCUUGAGAGCCCCUCUGUCAGUUACUCUAGCCUCUAA